This is a messenger RNA of Podarcis lilfordi (Lilford's wall lizard), 13262 nucleotides long. The record is from the annotation of a GenBank genome assembly. NCBI's taxonomy places the organism in Eukaryota, Metazoa, Chordata, Lepidosauria, Squamata, Lacertidae.
CCCGCCUCCCGGGCGACUGCGGAGCCGCCGGCCAGCUUCGCCCCCUGGCUGGGCGGGCGUCGGGUUCCGCUUCCCAGGCCGCGCAGCGGCGGCAGCAGCUCCUCCUCCUCCUCCUGCUGCUCUUUUUGCCGGGCGCGCGCCUCCCAAGCCGGCUGCUUUAUAAAGGAUCCGCGGCGGGCACCCCGAGGGGUCCGGGGCAGGCGAUGCGGGCGAGCGGGGGGCGAGGCGCAGCGGCUGCAGGUAAGGCGGCGAGGGGGGCGAGGCGCCGCGGCUGCAGCAACAGGCGCCCACGUGGCGCACCAGCCGGGCGCCCCUUUGGAGAUCAGCUGUUUCGAGAGCCCAGGCCGGGCGCGCAUUUUCCGCCCGUGCGUAAUCCCUUGCGCCUCUGCGCCUCGCAAGGCCCCAGAACUUGCCUGGUGCCCUUGCUUUGGCAGCAGCAGGCGUGUCAUUUCAGGGGAUGCAACUUCAAUUUUCUGCAAAUUUCUCCGGGGACGGGUCUUAAAAAAUGAGGUUUUGGGCGUGAGGAAUUCCCAUCUGCUGUUCUUUUGGCGGCUUGGCAAGUCCGCAUUUGAUGAAGACGCACAUAAAGCGCUUUAGGAAAACCAAGGAUAUUAGUCUGACCUUCUGGCAAUGCUAAACAAUUAUAAUGUUAAAUGAUGAUAUUAAAUGAUUGCACUUGGCAAUCAUUUUUAACGACUUCUAUGUCCAACCAGAUACCUAUGGAAAGUUGGGCAUGAGAGUGAUAGAUAGGGGAGAACACUGAAAAUUGGGUGUGUCAUCUUACAUCAGCAAUAAGUGCUUUUCACUAGUUCAAAUUCACCCAUAGGUAUGGUAUCCUUUUGGUUUUGGUAGUUCAUUGAGAUUACAGUACAGUAGUAAGCUUCCCAUCCCCUCUAAAGAGAUUGCUGAGUUGUUUUUCUGUUGGAAUGGCAGCAACUUUCGAAACUGGGAAAGAGGCUAGAAAUCCAUUUUUUGUGGCAGUAGAAGUGGUUUAUUUGUCAAUAAUAAAAAACAAUAACUAACUGAUUAACCAAAGUGGUUAAUUGACUACAUGAGCUUCCCCUUUCCAUCCAGACAUAGGGCACUCCAGUCCGGGCACUGGACUGAUGGUGUUGAUGGGGAUAAAGUUUUUUUUAAAAAAAUAUUGAAUGCUUAAGGAUUGUACAACAAUCUCUUUUUUUAAAAAAAGCUGUUCCCCGCCUGUGGUGUUACUGGAAAGGAUGUUCAAGUUUUGUUCUUUUGUUUUGCAGGCUCACUUUGGUAAGGGUUGAGAAGAGUUGAUGCAUGAAAAUGUUCCCCAUUGCACUUUUGCUCUUAAUAUGGCUUUGUCUGAAUCAUUUGAUUUUGGCAAUUCUUGCAGAACCAGCAUGACUUACCUAGUACUUGUGUUUAAGUAGGUUGCAUUAGGAAUUAGAGGGAUUGGGGGAAACACAUGGGAUUAUAGGAUAAUGUUACUGCAGCACAGUUUAGUGUGUGCUAAAUGCUUCCCUUUUAUAGUGUGCUUUUUGUCUGUAAUGUUCCUAAACUACCUAGGUUGUUUAUUUAAUAAAGGAACCAUACACUUUCACAGCCUUCUCUUGGUCCCUGAAUCUUAAUGAAUUUUAAACUAUCAUAUCCAUGCUUACAAUAAUUUGUAUAAGUAUGUACACACACUCAUGACCGGCCUAGAUGUAUGGGGAUGACAACUGGAUAAAGUUUUGAGUGUGUACAGUGGUGCCUCGCAAGACGAAAUUAAUCCGUUCCGCGAGAGUCUUCGUCUAGCGGUUUUUUCGUCUUGCGAAGCAAGCCCAUUGACGGAUUAGCGCUAUUAGCGCUAUUAGCGGUUUAGCGGCUAUUAAAGGCUUAAAGGCUUAGGGGAUUAGCUGCUAAAAGGCUAUUAAAGGCUAUUAAAGGCUUAGCAGAUUAGAUAAAGGGGGAAAGCAAAAAAAAAUUCUAGACUCGCAAGGUAUUUUCGUCUUGCGAAGCAAGCCCAUAGGGGAAUUCGUCCUGCGAAGCAACUUCAAAACGGAAAACCCUUUCGUCUAGCGGUUUUUCCGUCUUGCGAGGCAUUCGUCUUGCGGGGCACCACUGUACGUGUGACCCUAGUGGGUUGUUUAUAUUGGUAAGAUUCUUACCCUCAGCAAGGUGGUGUUGUCCCCCUGCCUCCUGUUAUGGAGGAAUUUUGGCCCACAGUGUAAUAUGUCAUGUGUUGUUGUUCACCUGAGGUUGUAUUCACCUAAUUUUAAGAUCUGCUAAGGAACAAGUUUAUUGUUAUUAUGUCCUGAUGUGUAAAACUACAGAAUUCAAAGAGGGUGUACUUUAUUUUUCUCAUAACUGUAAGUCUAAAAUCUAAAACUAUAUCAUACUCAAGUCUUGUUUUAUGUUUGUUAAUCCUUUCAUUCUUUCAUUUGAUGCUGUUCAAUGUGCAGGCACAAUCAUUUUCUUCUUUUCACCCUUUUAGAGGUACCCAUCAUAUCUCCCUGUGGGCUGCAGCAAACUUGAUGAUUUAGAGCCACCACAAAACCAGUGGGAAACAUGAAAACAAACCCUGUCAUCCAAGCUGCCAUUGACCUCACAGCAGGGGCUGUAGGUAAGUCUGAGGAAAUCCUAUUUUCGCAAGAUCCUUUAGAAACUGAUAGCCCUUCUCCAGGUGACAGCAAUGCAGGGCCUUAAACGUGCUGAGGGAGAGAACAUGUUGACUUCACCAUGCAUCACCAGCUUCCGUUGUGUUGCUUUCCUUCAGUGAAAUCUUGGCUAUUGCUGAAAGGUAAAAGUGUAAACAUGUCUGUCUUAAUAGUUUUCCAGCUGUGGCUCUGAAUUCAUUUAGUGUUAGCUUUCAUGAACAUUUCAAAAUACGUCACAAAUAAAAGUUGAGCAAUAAAGGCAACCAGAGACAAGAUAAAUUUGUUUUCUGUGUUUCACGUUAUUGAACCAAUACGGGUUAGUACACCAGUCAGUUGACCUCCUAUUAGUCUGCAGUCAAAUAUUCCAAGAGUACUCCUGUGUAAAUAGCAUCUUACUGGUUUCUUAUUUCAUCAGGGUGUGUUUUAUUUUAUAUAAAAGUGUUUUGUUUUAUAUAAAAGUUUCUCCCACUGCCUGCCCACUGUAACUGCAGGCAUCUCCAGUCGGGAACCCAGCUGAGGGCCAGACUGGGAGCUUCAAGACCCGGGUUCAAAUCCUCACUAAGCCACGUAGCUUAUUAUGUGAUGUUGAGUUACUGUCAGCCUAACCUCCUUCACAGUGCUGUGGUGAGGAUAAAAUAAAUCACAGGUGUUUUUUUAAGGUAAUAGCAUUGUUUCACAAGAACAGCUGUUAAUUUUUCUUUGAAAGUUAGCCUAAACAUAAAACCUGCUGAUGUUGCUUUUUUUGUUGUUGUAUCUUCCCUCUCCUAGCAAAAAAAAGAGGCAACUGUUCUAGCAGUAAGUUGGGCACGGCUGCUUUUCACAAUUGCUAGCUGCUCACGGCUCUCCAAGUUCAGAAUGGCUGCCAAGAGCUGUGACUUGAGGCAGGGGCCUAGGAAGGUGGGCGGACCGUCCCAGGUGCCCUCACUGAGGCGGGUGACAUUCGGUGUGCCCACAACUCCCAAGCUUACCCCGGGCUGUUCGGGUAAGGGGGGAGCUGCGCCGCUUUGCCGGCGGUAUUUCCCCCUUCCCCCUUCAUUUUGACAGCUUGGGGGAGGCUUGGGAGUCGCGGGCGGUGCGCCGAAUGUCCGCCAUGGGCGGCUCGCUCUGGCCCCAUAGGCGGCUUGCUCCACACCCGGCAGCAGGGCACACGCUACGCUCCGGCCCCCUGAGGGCCCUCCACACCACGCCCCCCCCCUCAGAAGUGCACCUGGCCUGGGCAGCGUGGGCCUACGCUCCGCCAUUGACUUCAGGACAAGCACUUAUUUUUGGUUGGGUACAUAUAUUUGCUCUGGGGAGCCUCCAUGAGGCAUGGAUUUGUUUAGGGUGUGGGGAUCAAGCUUUUUGUGUGGGCCGGCUUGGGGAAGCAUGGUUUCAUGGGCCAGGAGUGAAGCCAGCACUAUUUUCUCCAAAUUCAGCCACUCCGGGCCUUUGGCCUUAGGGAGACAGUGCCUCCACAAUAUAGGUCUCUAUGCAGAUGACACAACCUUGAUGGCAGAAAGUGAGGAGGAAUUAAAGAACCUUUUAUUGAGGGUGAAAGAGGAGAGCGCAAAAUAUGGUCUGAAGCUCAACAUCAAAAAAAUGAAGAUCAUGGCCAUUGGUCCCAUCACCUCCUGGCAAAUAGAAGGGGAAGAAAUGGAGGCAGUGAGAGAUUUUACCUUCUUGGGCUCCAUGAUCACUGCAGAUGGUGACAGCAGCCACGAAAUUAGAAGACGCCUGCUUCUUGGGAGAAAAGCUAUGACAAACCUAGACCGCAUCUUAAAAAUCAGAGACAUCACCUUGCCAACAAAGGUUCGUAUAGUUAAAGCUAUGAUUUUCCCAGUAGUGAUGUACGGAAGUGAGAGCUGGACCAUAAAGAAGGCUGAUCGCCGAAGAAUGGAUGCUUUUGAAUUAUGGUGCUGGAGGAGACUCUUGAGAGUCCCAUGGACUGCAAGAAGAUCAGACCUAUCCAUUCUGAAGGAAAUCAGCCCUGAGUGCUCACUGGAAGGACAGAUCCUGAAGCUGAGGCUCCGAUACUUUGGCCACCUUAUGAGAAGAGAAGACUCCCUGGAAAAGACCCUGAUGUUGGGAAAGAUGGAGGGCACAAGGAGAAGGGGAUGACAAGAGGACGAGAUGGUUGGACAGUGUUCUCGAAGCUACCAGCAUGAGUUUGACCAAACUGCGGGAGGCAGUGGAAGACAGGAGUGCCUGGCGUGCUCUGGUCCAUGGGGUCACGAAGAGUCGGACACGACUAAAUGACUAAACAACAACAACAAGGCAUUUUGCACCAAUGUGUGUGCGCACUGCACACUGGGAGGGGGGGAUGAGGUUUAGGAAAAAGUCAGGCUGUUGCUGCCCACUGUUUUGCAAACACUGUUCAGAAGAAGCAUCGUAUAGUAUCAGGUUGUUAUUAUAUUACAUUUCUUACACAUGUCCCAUCGUUUUUCCAAGUUGCUCAGGGCCUCAUAGUGAGGCUAUCCCACCCCCUGACAACGCUGAAGUACAGUAGUUCAGAGAGUAUGUGGCUAUUUAACUACAAUGGAACCUCUGUUCCCAAAUACCUCCGUUGUACAUUACAGUUCUCGAAAGCUGAAAACCCACAAGUAAAUGCUUCUGUUUUCGAAUGUUUUUCACAACCCGAACAUGCGAUGUGGCUUCCACUGAGUGCAAGAAGCUCUUGCAACCCAUGGGAAGCCGUGCCUCGGUUUUCAAAUGUUUCGGAAGCCGAACGGGCUUCCGGAACGGAUUUUGUUCAAGAACCAAGGUACCACUGUUCUGUUGGACUCAAGUCAUUCUGGCUCUUGAUAUUACAGCUUUGCAGCACGCACAUUUGUACUGAAAGGAAAUUAACUGGUAGUAUUCUGUGGAAUAAGGGACGCGGGUGGCACAGUGGGUUAAACCACAGAGCCUAGAACUUGCCAAUCAGAAGGUCAGUGGUUUGAAUCCCCGCGACGGGGUGAGCUCCCGUUGCUCGGUCCCAGCUCCUGCCAACCUAGCAGUUCAAAAGCACGUCAAAGUGCAAGUAGAUAAAUAGGUACCGCUCCAGCGGGAAGUUAAACGUGUUUCCGUGUGCUGCUCUGGUUCGCCAGAAGCGGCUUAGUCAUGCUGGCCACAUGACCCGGAAGCUGUACGCCGGCUCCCUCGGCCAAUAAAGCGAGAUGAGCGCCGCAUCCCCAGAGUCGUCCGCGACUAGACCUAAUGGUCAGGGGUCCUUUUACCUUUAUUCUGUGGAAUUAAGUAGUGCAGUGCCUAUUCAUUCUAGCAGUUGCUGUUUUUAAGCGUGCCACAUCGCUUUUUCUCAGUUAUAAUUUUAGCUCUCUCAGAAACUCAUUUCAUUUUGCUUUAUUUGCUUUGUUUCAUUUUUUUAAAAAAACUGCCCUUCCUCUGUUAAGAUUCCAGGAUGGUUUACAAAAUAUAGUUGAAACAAUAUAUUACUUAAGGAAACUUAUUUAAAACCUUAAUCCAUAUUUUAAUAAGGGGCAUUGGUGAGUGAAGAGACUAAAUUUGUACCGUCGCAGGGAGACUUCUCAUGUUUGCAAAUGAUUGUUGUUGUUUUUUGUGCAGGAGGCACUGCCUGUGUGAUUACUGGCCAGCCAUUCGAUACCGCCAAGGUGAAAAUGCAAACAUUCCCUGCCAUGUACCGAGGGCUUGUGGACUGUUUUGUGAAGACUUACAAGCAAGUGGGGUUUCGAGGCUUCUACAAGGGCACCACCCCUGCUCUGGUCGCUAACAUUGCCGAAAACGCAGUGCUCUUCAUGUGUUACGGCUUUUGUCAAAACAUUGUGAGGAGAAUCGUUGGACUAGACAGGAAAGCAGAGUUGAGGUUGGUGACCGACUUUCCUAUUCCCUCAUAUACCAUUCUUGUCACUAAAGAUAAAGGGACCCCUGACCAUUAGGUCCAGUCGUGGCCGACUCUGGGGUUGCUGCACUCAUCUUGCUUUAUUGGCCGAGGGAGCCGGCAUACAGCUUCCGGGUCAUGUGGCCAGCAGGACUAAGCCACUUCUGGUGAACCAGAGCAGUGAACGGAAACGCCGUUUACCUUCCCGCCGGAGCAGUACCUAUUUAUCUACUUGCACUUUGAUGUGCUUUCAAACUGCUAGAUUGGCAGGAGCAGGGACCGAGCAAUGGGAGCUCACCCCGUUGUGGGGUUUCGAACCGCCGAUCUUCUGAUUGGCAAAUCCUAGGCUCUGUGGUUUAACCCACAGCGCCACCCGCAUCCCUACUUGUCACUAGGAGAUGCUAAAAAUAAGUAUCAAAACAGGCAGGGCUAGGAGCACAGUCCUUUUACUAGCUGCACAAUGUAUGACUUGAUUAUUUUAUUUUUUAAACUACAAUGCAUAAGGGAAAGGGGGCGGGAAUCAUAUAAUACAUUAAUAUUUUAUAUAACAGAACAUUUAUGGAAAAACAAAAGCAACAUCAGCAUACACUAUAUGAAGAAAUAUAUUAGCUGUAUGUGAUUCUGUUCUCAAACACGUUUAACAGAGAAAGGAAGAUUAAGAGAGAGAGGACGUAAAUGAAAUUUUAAGAUAAUUGAGUUGUAUCCAAUGUUUGUCAGAGUGGACCCACUGAAACCAAUGGAAAUGACUAAAUUCGGUCCAUUAAUUUUAGUGAAUCUGUUUUGAGUCUUAGUUGGAAUCACCCCAUUGUAGCUUUAUGGAAUAAGUUGCAUCUUGUGGCUGGGAAAUUCCUUACAAGUUUGCUAGAGGAGUUUGAUAGGAAAGGCGUCAACCAGUGAUACUUUGGUUAUACCAUAACCUGCCUGACAGCUGGGAUGGACUACUUGAUUCAGUACAUCUCUUCCUAUCCUGAUUCUGCACUGGAAGCCAGAUGCCCUGAUCCUUGUACUAACAGUGCCCCUGCUUCUGUGUGUGGGACCACUCUGUUGUUAUAAGGUGCUCCUCUGCAGGGAGAACUGGAACUCUGCGUGGCCACCGCUGUGUUGCAAGUCAAAGCUUCUGACUCCCGUGUGCCAAACACAAUUUGUCUUUCUUGCAGUGACCUUCAAAAUGCUGCUGCUGGCUCCUUUGCUUCUGCCUUUGCCACCUUGGUCCUCUGUCCCACAGAACUUGUGAAGUGUCGCCUGCAAGCUAUGCACGAAAUGCAGUUAUCUGGGAAGAUCGUGCACGGACACAAGUAAGUAUUGUUUAGAACAGGGGUCAGCAACCUAAGGCCCAUGGGCCAUAAGCAGCCCAUGGGGGUCGUUUAACCGGCCUAUAGACCCCCGCUGCCCGCUCGGUCGGUUGGCUCCCGUGUGCCACGCUAAACCAGCACAGAGCAGAGCAGGGACUACCUUCCGCAAUGCUGGCCGGCUUCCCAUUGGCUGCAGGAAGCUCCUGCAGCCAAUGGGAAGCUGCACACACCUCCUCCGGAAAUCUUAGCUGUCAACCGUCCCUUAUUUGGCGGGACAGUCCCUUAUCCCAGCGCCGUGUCCCGCUGCUGUCCCUUAUUGAUGAUGUCCCUUAAAUUUCCCGGGUUUCAAAGGAAGCAGCUCCUCUCCCUCCCUCCCUGCCGGCCAGGGAGGAGGGAGGCUCCAACUGUGUUGCUUGGCUGCGUUGCUCACCCAAUAAGGAGUCUAAGAACGACUGGGGGGGGGGGACUUGCAUGCCUUGUGCUGAUCAAAUCGGCCGCGUUGCCUGAGGACUCGCCUUUGCUCAGCGCUUCCCAGCGGAGAGGUGACACUGGUUUUCCUUGAGGCUUCGUUUGGCUGCUGGCUGGGCUUUCUGCCUUUGGCUCGGAGGGGCUCAGAAGUUGAACAUGCCUGUGCUUGGAAAAUCCCUUAUUUUGGCUGCUGAUCCCUUAUUUUUGAGGCUGCUGGUCCCUUAUUUUCAAAUCUGUAAGUUGACAGCUAUGCCGGAAAUAGUGGCUGUGCGCGCACACACUCUGGCCCACUGUGGUGUCUGCGGGACUGUGAACCAGCCCAAGCCACAAAAACUUUGCCGACCCCUGGUUUAGAAGCUCCUAUCCAGAACAAUGCGUUGUGCUGUACUCAACAAAAUCUAUUAAGUGCACAUGCCCCAAAGCCAUUAACAGUAAUACUUAACAUUUCUGCACACUCCUUUUGAGCAUUCAGACUGUUUCACAUGCGUUGCCCUUACAACUAUGUCAGUAUUCUCAUCACUCUCAUGUUGCAGAUGGGUAGGUUCCGGAUAAGUGUGGCCACUUGCCUAGCAAGUUUGCGGGAGAGGCUAGAUUAAACCAGAGACAUACUGGUUUGUAGCUCUGUUUCUUAGCCAGCAGUCUAUACCCGUUCUAACAUCUAAUCCUUUGUACUGACAAGAUGUCCCCUGCUUGUGGAGAUGGUGCCCUUCUUGUUGUUGCAAGCUGCUACUUCCGUUGGGCCUGACUCAAAUACUCUUGCUGGUUCUUCCCCCUCUUUUAAUAUCCAGCCUUGCAUAUGCUUUGGCCCAAUUCAUCUCAGGCCUUGCACCUGCUUAUCCCCACCCCUUCCAGUAGCACUUUUCCCUCAAGGUAGGAGCCUUUUUUCCCCUCCUGGGUUUUUUGCAAAUAUAUGCGAGGGCAUAACGUUGCUACAAUAAAGGUUGCAACAACGCACAGAGCAGUCCUGGCUGAGCCAGAUAGUCUAAAGGGGUGUUGUAAAACACAGAGGUCUUUUAAUAGCAGUGGUAAAGGUAAAGGGACCCCUGACCAUUAGGUCCAGUCGUGGACGACUCUGGGGUUGCGGCGCUCAUCUCGCUUUAUUGGCCGAGGGAGCCGGCGUACAGCUUCCGGGUCAUGUGGCCAGCAUGACUAAGCCGCUUCUGGCGAACCAGAGCAGCGCAUGGAAACGCCGUUUACCUUCCCGCCAGAGCAGUACCUAUCUAUCCACCGGUACUUGCACUUUGACGUGCUUUCAAACUGCUAGGUUGGCAGGAGCAGGGACCAAGCAACGGGAGCUCACCCCGUCGUGGGGAUUCGAACCGUCAACCUUCUGAUCGGCAAGUCCUAGGCUCUGUGGUUUAACCCACAGCGCCACCCGCGUCCCUUGGACCUUGUUACAAGUCCCAAUUUGGCUUGGAUGUCGGUUUCCUCCAACCACACCCAACAUCGUAGGUGGAGCUGGGUGUGGGGCAGGCGAGGUCAUUGCUUUCAAGGAACCAUUGGAGCUGAAACUGAGCUCCCAAUUAUCCUUUUGCAAGCUGGGCUCAACUGGGACAAGCUGCUCUCCAUCUACGUACCGAAGCUGAGGAGAGGGGAGGAGACGCAGGGCUUCUUCCACCCGUCAAAAGUUGGCCCUUGGGUGGUGGGGGAGAUAAGUUCGCCACCCACUUGAUUUAAACCCUCCCUUUACCACUGCUGUGGGACGCGGGUGGCACUGUGGGUUAAACCACAGAGCCUAGGACUUGCCGAUAAGAAGGUUGGCAGUUCGAAUCCUCGCGACGGGGUGAGCUCCCGUUGCUCGGUCCCUGCUCCUGUCAACCUAGCAGUUCGAAAGCAGGAAUGCAAGUAGAUAAAUAGGUACUGCUCCAGCGGGAAGGUAAACGGCGUUUCCGUGUGCUGCUCUGGUUCGCCAGAAGCGGCUGGCCACAUUACCCGGAAGCUGUACGCCGGCUCCCUCGGCCAAUAAAGCGAGAUGAGCACUGCAACCCCAGAGUCGGCCACGACUGGACCUAAUGUUCAGGGGUCCCUUUACCUUUACCUAACAAGGUCCAUGGCCUGAGAUUCUGCUGCCCUUGAUGGCAAGCAUGAUCCUUUGGAUAAAAGGCUGCCAUGAUUGCUGCCUGAAACAGAGUAUGAAUUGUUGCCGGCUCAGUCUUGGGGAUGAGGCAUCUUUGCUGUAGCUGAAUUGCAGGCAAAGGCAUGGCAGAGAAGUAAAGCUCAGAAUUCCCCCCUGGCUGUUUGGCUUCCGCAAUGGCAAGUGCUCAAGAAUCUCCUGUAUGGGAAUGGAAUUAUUUUAUAUAUACAGAGUUGUUGCCUGGCCUGCAUAGGCCACAUCCCACUCCAUAAGCAGCAAAAGGCCCUGUGAUAAGCUUGGGCAGUUGUGUGUGUAUAUAUCCCUGCCCAAACCACAUUUUUGGUCUCUGUGGAAGCCGCCCAGAGUGGCUGGGGAAACCCAGCCAGGUGGGCGGGGUACAAAUAAUAAAUUAUUAUUAUUAUAAGAGAUGGUGAUUUCAUAAAGAUUUUAUUCAAGGAUCCCCAUGCAUCUAUCCUAAUCAUGGCAACUUUCUCCCUUCAACAGGAGGCUGUGAUUCACUUAUUCCUGUAGAGCAGUGUUUUCCAAACUUGGUUCUCCAGCUGUUUUGAGACUACAACUCCCAUCAUCCCUAGCUAGCAGGAUGAUGGUCAGGGAUGAUGGGUGUUGUAGUCCAAAAACAGCUGGAGCCUCAAGUUUGGGAAGCCCUGCUGUAGAGCUUGGCCUCAGAUGUAUCUAGAGCUCAGACUGCGACCCUUGGCAUAUCUUGCAAGUGCUUUGGCAACUCCAGACGAAAAUUUUCAUCUGAGAUAUCCAGUGACUGGACAUUUGCUUGUCUAAAUCAUACAAAACUACUGAUGAAGCUGGACUUGAUUCUUGAGGAACGGAAGCCUCCGAUUUAAUUUUCUGUGACUAUUUCGUUAUCUCACCAUGUUCUAGGACAGGAGCUUGACGUUCCUAAUUGUGCUUCUGCCAGCCUUGUGGGUACAAGGCCUUGAGCAAAUGGCCCCCCUCUUUCAAAACAUAAUAAUUCACGCAGUCAGUUUCCGUUUACGUAACUGUUCUGACAGUCUUGUUCCUCUCUUAGUACAGUUUGGUCAGUAGUGAAAGGUGUUCUGAAAAAGGACGGUCCCUUUGGAUUCUACCGUGGUUGGUCCAGCACUUUGCUGCGCGAAAUCCCAGGCUAUUUUUUGUUCUUCGGAGGCUAUGAACUGAGCCGAACGUUUUUUGCAUUUGGAAGGCCAAAAGAGGAAUUAGGUAUGUUGUUUGACUUGUUAAGAGUGUUUAAAUGAGUCUAAAUAGUUCUGAUAGAGCAACCUUCCAUAGGGUUUUUUACAGUGUUUCUAAUGUUGGGAAUGAAACUUCUCCAAUCCUUCCAUAAACGAAUGUUUAUGAAGUGCAUCGACUUGGUUCUGCAGUCAGCCGUGUUGUUUCAAAAUACACUGAUUGGCAAUUGGACAAUUUCUAAUGAAACUGGAUUACUGGAAUAUAUUUUUACAUGUAGCACUAGUGAUGGGGUGUUAAGAGGAUGCACAUCCUACGUAUAUUAUGGUUGUAGAGAUGAAUUCUACACCUGCUCUUUGACACUGCCAGAGUUUUGCAUUUGGUCUCACCUGCCCCAAAGCAAGAGCAUUUGAGAGAGGCAAGUGUUGUCCUCAUUCCCUGCAAUACAGCAGUCAUCUCAACAGCUGGCUAGCAGCACACACAGCGGCUCAGCUGAGAGCAGGUCCCAAGAAAGGCCAAAGGGACAAUGAAGUAGGAAUGGAAAGACAGGUAUCAUACGAUUGAAAUUAACUCCCCAUGUGUCCAAUCUAUAUCUGCCUGCUGACCUUCCCUCGGAGAUUUAAUGCAUCUUGUAGUGUUUGUACAUGUUGUGGCCCUGUGUGUGUGUGUGUGGAAUUUGUUUUUACACUACUAGAGUGAGGGAAACGGAUGGAUGUUUUGCUUCAGGUGCUGAGACGUCUUAGGCCACCUCUGCUUGGUUUUGUAGGUCCUGUGGCACUGAUGAUCAGCGGCGGUUUCGGUGGCAUGUGUCUCUGGAUUGCUGUCUAUCCCAUUGACUGCAUCAAAUCUAGAAUUCAGGUUCUUUCCAUGGCUGGAAAACAGGCAGGCUUCAUGGUAACCUUCGCAAGUGUGCUCCGGAAAGAAGGUUAGAAAAUGAAACCGCAACCAGGGCUAUGGGACGGAGAAUAUCAAGGAAUCUGUACUGACACAAAUUGUGGACUAUACCUAGAACUAAAUGUCUUGUGUUCCAUAGCCUUUAUAUAUUUGUUUUUAUUUAUAUAUUAUCUACUAUUCUAUUAUCUCUGCCUCUAAUUCCUGCUAAGGCAGGCAUAGGCAAACUCGGCCCUCCAGAUGUUUUGGGACUACAGCUCCCACCAUCCCUGACCACUGGUCCUGUUAGCUAGGGGAUGAUGGGAGUUGUAGUCCCAAAACAUCUGGAGGGCUGAGUUUGCCUGUGCCUGUGUUACGGCAAUCCUCACCAUAAAUGAAUCCCAUUUUGGUAUUAAGCAGUAUGGGUUGCAUGCAACUAACUUGUACUCAGAGCAGACCCAGUAAAAUUAAUGGCUACGACUAACUUGGGUCCAUUAAUUUCAAUGGAUUUACUCUGAAUAGCAGUAUGUAAGCCCUCUGGGAUAGCAUGAGACUUAAUCUCAGGGUCAUGGGUAGUUUAUACUAUUCUAUAUAUAAAAAUGCUGUAGUUGCACCUAAGAUUUAAGAAACAGGAGGGAGACUGGUUCCAAGCAGCAGCUUUUGUUAACACUUUAACUCUUAUUGACAGGUGUCUUUGCCUUGUAUUCGGGACUGAAACCUACGAUGAUUCGAGCUUUCCCGGCCAAUGGUGCAUUGUUCCUUGCCUAUGAAUACAGUCGGAAACUGAUGAUGAACCAGUUUGAUAUGUAAUAUUUUUUAUUGUAGACUUAAAAUCAUUGGAAACCUUUAUAGGUCAUGAGAGCUGCUGCAAGAACAAAAAAAAAAUCAAGUUUUAAAGAUUCUGGUUUUAUUUUUUAAAGUAUCAUGUUUUAAAUAAAUAUGUUGGGGUUUUUUCUAAA